AUGGAUCCCAGGUAUUGUGCUCAAGAUGUACUGCUCUGCAACUUGUGUAAUAAGGACGUGUUACAAAGUCAUUGUGAAGCUUGCAAUAUAAGCCUUUGUUUGAACUGCGUUGGAAAACAUCUUUCUGAUCCUUCCAAAAGACACAAUGUCAUGCCAUAUUCACAACGAAAUCAGCAGCAACAGCACAUCAUUCCCAACUAUCCCAAGUGUCCAAAACAUUCCGAGAAACAUUGUGAGCUUUACUGUGAAAGUUGUGACUUUCCUGUUUGUUCUACAUGUCUAUCCUCGGGUUACCAUAGAGGGCAUAAUUUAUCAGAUGUCCUGCAAAAACACAGCUCCAAAAAAGAGAGUGUAAAAAGAGAUUUAGAGGAGCUUCAAGAAAUAAUACGUCCUGAAUUUCAAAAAGUUGCAUCAGAUAUAACUGCCGUAAAAGCUAACUUGGAAAAGCAUUAUGAGGGACUGACAACAGCGGUCAUGAAACAAGGAGAAGAUUAUUAUAGAGAAAUUGAAAUAAUUGUCAACAAAAGAAAAUCCGAAAUUGAAGAGAUUAGGGCGAAGAACCUGAAGAUCCUUUCAAAGGAAGAUGAUGAAAUUGCGUCAAAUGUUUUAGAGAUAAAACAGAAAAUUCUUGACCUGGAGAAAAUACUCUCAUCCAAUGACGUCACUUUAGCCUUUUCAUACAUAUCCAGAAAUGCUGAAUUCAGAAACUUACUUCCAAAACCCAAUGCUACAUAUAUCCUUCCUAUUUUAUCUCCUCCGAAGUUCAACACAGAACAGCUAAGUAAUUUUUUUGGUUCCCUUUCGGAAUUAUCAGUUACUACAGAUGAUCUGGAGUACACACUUAAGAGAACAGAAUCUCACUCCUCCCCUCCAGCCAGACCAUUGCUUGACAAAUCACAGCUCAUCACCACCCUUUUCACCAACUUUACAAACUUAUCCAGUAUUUCAUGUUUCGACGGAGAAGAAAUUUGGACAUUUGAGAGAAACAUUAUGGAGCUCUACAACCUUCAAGGCAAAUUAAUGGAGUCAAUCAAAACUAAGUCAAAAAACUACAUUUAUGACAUAGCGGUCAUGAAGAGCGGAGAUUUAGUUUAUGCUGAUCCUAAAGCAAGAACUGUAAACAUUUUGAAGAAUAAACAGAUAGAAGAAGUGAUCCGACUACAAGAGUGGAGUCCUUACUAUGUCUGCAGUACCUUCUCUAAUGACCUUCUGGUAACCAUGAACAGUGAUGAUGGACAAUCAAAAGUCAUCCGUUACUCUGGCUCUACGGAAAAACAUACCAUUCAGUUUGACAAUAAAGGCGUCCCUCUGUAUUCGUCGGAUGUUUUCUUGAAGUACGUUUGUGAAAACAGAAACCUUGAUAUCUGUGUUGCAGACAAUGGAGCCAGUGCAGUAGUGGUCGUGAAUCAGGAAGAUGAACUACGAUUUAGAUACACUGGUUAUCCAUCCUCUUCUAAAGAACCCUUUUGUCCAUACGGCAUUACUACAGACAGCCAGGGUCAUAUCCUGAUAUCAGAAAAUCUCAAAAGCUGCAUUCAUAUUCUGGACCAAGAUGGACAGUUUCUUCAAUUUCUUGGAAACUGCAUUCUUCAGAGUCCAUGGGGAUUAUGUGUGGACAAUAAAGACAGUCUUUUUGUGGCUCAGAGUUCGAACGGAAUAGUUAAAAAAAUCAAAUACAUGUAA
Saccostrea echinata is the source of this 1683-nucleotide messenger RNA. RefSeq lists its product as uncharacterized. NCBI's taxonomy places the organism in Eukaryota, Metazoa, Mollusca, Bivalvia, Ostreida, Ostreidae. The transcript has a single exon. Gene Ontology annotation, molecular function: zinc ion binding. The coding region runs from base 1 to 1683 and encodes 560 amino acids. The record is from RefSeq and is a predicted model, not a curated record.